UGUUUCAACGGGCGAGGAUUUUUCGAAACCAUAGCUCUCUUGUUUCUCUUCUCUGAGAGAGAUAAUCUAAGGAGCAGAUGGCCGAGGUGAAAUCGGUGGAGUGUUGCCUGGAGAAUAAACAAACUAUUGCUGCUUCUAGUUCCUCUAUAUCUGAAAGCAGUGGCAGUGCUCUACCCAAGUCCCCUGGAAUAUGUAGCCCAACAUCCGCAUCACCCUCUCAUCGGAGAACUACUGGCCCUAUAAGGCGUGCGAAGGGUGGUUGGACGGCUGAAGAGGAUGAGACACUAAGGAAUGCUGUUGCAAUUUUCAAGGGAAAGAAUUGGAAGAAGAUAGCUGAGUUUUUCCCUGAUAGAUCAGAAGUGCAAUGUCUCCACAGAUGGCAAAAAGUUCUUAACCCAGAACUUGUUAAAGGGCCUUGGACUCAGGAGGAGGAUGAUAAAAUUGUUGCACUAGUGUCAAAAUAUGGGCCAACAAAAUGGUCAGUAAUAGCCAAGUCCCUGCCUGGUCGUAUAGGGAAACAGUGCCGAGAGCGAUGGCACAACCAUCUUAAUCCUGACAUAAAGAAGGAUGCCUGGACUUUGGCAGAGGAAUUAGCCGUCAUGAAUUUUCACUGUAUACAUGGGAACAAAUGGGCUGAAAUUGCUAAGGUCCUGCCUGGAAGGACUGAUAAUGCAAUAAAGAACCACUGGAAUAGUUCAUUGAAGAAGAAGUUGGACUUUUAUUUAACUACUGGACAACUUCCACCAAUUUCAAAGAAUAGUCCAAAAGUUGAGGUCAAAGACAAAAUAAUAUUCUCUGCAACAGAAACAAUUCUUGUUAGUUCAAAUAAAGUAGUAGAUGCGGCUACUGCAACAUCAUCAGAAACUACAGAGAUUAAUAAGCAAGAUGACAGUGGUAAGAAUCACUCAAGGAAUAUAUCAACAGCAAGAGAUGUUGGUGAUUCUUCAAAUGUCCCUGCAAAUGAAUCUGCUGAUUCUGAUUGUAUAGAAUGCAAGCCCAAGUCCUCCAAUUUAGACUUCAGCUGCUGCGACUCAGAACCAAUGUCAAGAGACAAUCCUGGAAUGAAUGGUGAACAAGCACAUGAGAAAUCUGGACUCAAUGACAAGCUAGCAAGUGAGCAUUGUAUAAAUAAUGGUGAAAUGAGUAGUAACAGGUUGACCACAAAACCUUGUUCACAGGAAGGUCCAACUUGUGGUUCUUUAUGUUAUGAACCACCGCAGAUGGAGAAUUUGGUUCCCUUAGAUUCUCUUUAUUUAAAUAUAUUCUGUCUCCAAAAUGACUACAGUUCUACCCCCGUGAUGUCUCCUGCUGGUUUCUUCACUCCACCUUGUGUGAAGGGUCGUGAAUUUUUCAAACAGACUCCUGAAUCAAUAUUGAAAAUGGCUGCUAAGACUUACCCAAAUACCCCUGCCAUAUUGAGGAAGAGAAGGACUGGAGUCCAGACACAAGUCACUCCCAAUAAAGUUGUGAAAGUUGAUGGAGAAUCUCAUGCUUCUAUUAGUCAGCAGAGAAAUAAGAAUAAUACUGAUUCUGAAGUAGGGAGGUUCUCCGAGAGUCCAGCAAGCCAUGUCCAUGGCAAUGACCUUCCCGAUGGCAAAAUUUUCAAUGCAUCUCCUCCCUACCGGUUAAGAUCCAAGCGAACAGCAGUUGUCAAGUCUGUGGAGAAACAACUUGAGCUUGCAUUUGAUCAAGAAAAGGACAACGGAAUCAUGAGGAAAAUGGAAAAGUCUUCAACGUAGAGCAGCAUGAUGACACUGCGAUGACUGUAGGACUGUUUAUAAGAAACAAAAUUAUGAAGUGGCAUAUUGCAUAAGUUGGUUAAAGGCGGGACUUGCAGUUAAGACAUUGGCCAUCAGAAGCGGUCAACUGAUAGGAGUUUUAACAUGUUGUAAAAGCUUUCUCUGAAUCAAAAUAAAUUGAGCACGCUUGAAAGUUGAGUUUUGCAGACAAGAGAUUAAUACUACUACAAUGAAGGUGACAGGCAAGAGGUUUUGUUUUACUCUCGUGAAUAGAAUUCAUUAAAGUAUAUGUAGCAUGCUUGUUCGGGCACAAGAACAUCAAGUUCAUCAGAAAGAGAACCACCCAGCUUAUGCAACGGAGACCCAUAGUCUCCAAGCUUAUGAAAAAAGAUCAGAACUUGGAAAAGAACCAAAACUCUCAACAGAACCUGCAACUCCGGAAGAGGCUACGCCAAAGAUUGCUCAUGGCGAGCUUGAGGGGUUUGGAGAUCAUGAAUACGAUCACUCUGUACAGAACCAGGACUCGCAAGAGAACUUUGGAGCUGUAGAGAAAAUUGAAACUCUGAAAGAAGCUUUGCAAAAGCUUGUUCAUGUCAAGCUUGAGGGGGUUGAUGAUGAAGAUGAUCGUCACUUUAAACAGAAACAAAACUACUCGCAAGAGAACUUUGGAGCUGUAGAGAAAAUUGAAACUCUGGAAGAAGCUUUGCAAAAGCUUGUUCAUGCUCGAGGGGGUUGAUGAUGAUUAUCGUCACUUUAAACAGAACCAAAAUUCGCAAGAGAACUUUGGAACUGUGGAGAAAAUUCAUACUCUGGAAGACGUUUUGCAAAAGCUUCUUGAUGAUGAAUAUGAUAACUUUAAACAUCGUACUUUUGAGCAUGCUCCGGUGAAGCGUGUCCGAAUUGAUGAUGUUUUACGUCGGGCUAGAUUUUUGUUAAGGAAUAAAAGAAGAAAAUAUCGUAGAUCGCUGGUAGGAAAGAUUAAUGAUCAAUAUUCUUAGGAUUUUGAUCAAAUUAGAUGUUGGGAUUUCCAAUCCGCUUUUUAUAUAUGUAAUAUAUAAUAAUGACAUCUUAAUUAUAUCGUCUAUAGAUUUCUAA
Molecule: messenger RNA, 2834 nt
Organism: Neltuma alba
Lineage: Eukaryota; Viridiplantae; Streptophyta; Magnoliopsida; Fabales; Fabaceae
Product: transcription factor MYB3R-3
Exons: 11
Coding region: 78-1739 (553 amino acids)
Biological process (GO): regulation of DNA-templated transcription
Cellular component (GO): nucleus
Molecular function (GO): RNA polymerase II cis-regulatory region sequence-specific DNA binding; DNA-binding transcription factor activity, RNA polymerase II-specific
Source: RefSeq, a predicted model, not a curated record